Messenger RNA from Desarmillaria tabescens, 510 nucleotides. Its product is annotated as mitochondrial carrier domain-containing protein. NCBI's taxonomy places the organism in Eukaryota, Fungi, Basidiomycota, Agaricomycetes, Agaricales, Physalacriaceae. Gene Ontology annotation, molecular function: ATP:ADP antiporter activity. Gene Ontology annotation, biological process: mitochondrial ATP transmembrane transport; mitochondrial ADP transmembrane transport. The record is from RefSeq and is a predicted model, not a curated record. The coding region runs from base 1 to 510 and encodes 169 amino acids. Gene Ontology annotation, cellular component: mitochondrial inner membrane. The transcript has 6 exons.
AUGCCCAGCCAGUCUGCUGAUUUGAUCUCCUUCGCUAAGGGAGCACACCAGUUGACGAGAGAGCCGUUUCAGUUCAAGGAGCGGUCCUCGGAUGGCAUUAUCGGUCUCUAUCGUGGUUUCUUCCCUUCCAUCCUUGGUAUCGUCAUCUAUCAUGGUCUCUACUUUGGUGGCUACGACUCACUCAAGCCCGUUGUUCUCGUUGGUCCUCUUGAGGGUUCCUUCCUGACUUCAUUCGGUCUUGGUUGGGGUGUCACUGUUGGUGCUAGUCUCCUUUCCUACCCUAUUGAUACUGUCCGUUGUCGCAUGAUGAUGACUUCCAGAUCCGGUGUCAACUACAAGUCCACAUUUGACGCUGGUUCUCAAAUCGUCGCCAAGGAGGGCGUCAAGUCGUUGUUCAAAGGUGCCGGUGCCAACAUUCUCUGUAGUGUUGCUGGUGCUGGUGUGCUGGCUCUAUAUGAUAAGCUUCAGGAAAUCAUGUUCGGCAAGGUCUACUCUGGAGGAUCCGGUUAA